Messenger RNA from Fundulus heteroclitus (mummichog), 1480 nucleotides. RefSeq names its product fibroblast growth factor 10a (gene fgf10a). The record is from RefSeq and is a predicted model, not a curated record. Lineage: Eukaryota; Metazoa; Chordata; Actinopteri; Cyprinodontiformes; Fundulidae. The transcript has 3 exons. Gene Ontology annotation, molecular function: growth factor activity; type 2 fibroblast growth factor receptor binding; chemoattractant activity. The coding region runs from base 217 to 924 and encodes 235 amino acids. Gene Ontology annotation, biological process: fibroblast growth factor receptor signaling pathway; wound healing; positive regulation of protein phosphorylation. Gene Ontology annotation, cellular component: cytoplasm.
CCCUGCGCCAGCCCACUGCCGUCAGACUUUUCUCACCCCAGUUGUUCCACAGGUUUCAACACCUACCGUCCCAGUGAGAUUGCGGGUUCCCAGACCGAGGAGGUCUGGUCGGUGGGUCAGGGGGGGUUUUUCUCCCGCUCUCUUUCCCUCUCUCAGCACCCAGCUCAGCAUGCCCCAGCCCCUGAGCACCUCCACAGCUCUCCCAGCUCCACUACCAUGUGUAGAUGGACAGUGACACAAGGUGCAGCGGUCGCCUGGCUCUCCUCCUUCCCCUGCCGCGGACCUCCAUCACUCUUCUUGCCCCUGAGCUUUCUCCUGCUGCUGCUUUUGCUGGGACCCUCCUCUUCGUCAACAGACUCUGAAAGGAACCAUGCGCCACGGGCGACUCCGACGCCACCUUGGCGGGAGCCUCUUCUCGCAUCCUCCGCAAGGUUGCCAAGGGCGACCAACGUGUCACUGUCGUCUGCGACGGUCGUCGGGCGACACGUGCGAAGCAGCUACAAGCAUCUACAGGGAGACGUUCGCUGGAGGAAGCUGUUCUCCUAUCAAAAAUUCUUCCUUCGCAUUGGCAAGCAUGGGAACGUCAACGGCACCAAAAGAGAGGACGAUCCGUACAGUAUUUUGGAGAUCAAAUCUGUGGACGUGGGAGUGGUGGCCAUCAGGGGCCUCAGCAGCAACCAUUACCUGGCAAUUAGGAAGAACGGUGUUCUGUACGGAGCGAAGGACUUCGGUCCUGAUUGCCGUCUAGUUGAACGCAUCGAGGAAAACAAGUACAACACCUACGCUUCUGCAGAGUGGAGGACCAAAGCAAACAAGAGCAUGUUUGUGGGACUGAACGCCAAAGGAAAGCCGAUGAAGGGAAGGAAAACGAAGAGGAAAAACCCGUCAACUCACUUCUUGCCCAUGGUGGUGCCGCCACGGUGAUGGGAUGUAUCGGCAAACUGCGGGACAUUUGUUGGCGCUACAGUGAUGGCCACAUGGGACAGAUCUGAACCUGGUCUGUAAAAUGCACUGAGAAGGAAACAAAGUGAAAUAUUUGGAGUGGACUGCUUGUUUGGAUGAGGACACUUCUAUUUUUUAAAAGAAGAAUAUAUAUAUCAGUAUACAAUGUAUAUAUUAUUUUCAGUUUUAAGUUAUAAAGUACACUGGCACAAUGAACAAAAAAAGAAAGAAACAUUUGUGCCAAAAUGUGAUCGAAUUAUUCACAUUUGUAGAGUUGUGAAGUGCAUGAAAAAGAGAUAAAGGUAUAUUUAGAAACCUGAAGGAAAGCACCGAAGGGAGAAAAUAACUUGUUCCUGACAACACCAAGACGAAUCUAACUAUAUCAUGUCUCUUCCUCCAGAUUUAUUUAUUUUAUGUUAUAUUUAACAGAAACAAAGAAUAGAAGACAUAUUCUAGUCUUUUUUUCUACCAUUUAUGCUUCUCUUUUUAAACUACUAAUCAAUUAAACCUGUAUAAAUAAAAAGAAUAUAUUUGUCUG